Messenger RNA from Cricetulus griseus (Chinese hamster), 693 nucleotides. The record is from RefSeq and is a predicted model, not a curated record. Lineage: Eukaryota; Metazoa; Chordata; Mammalia; Rodentia; Cricetidae.
AUGCCGAACCAUUGCUUUCUAGGCUUCUUCAUCAUGUCCUUUCUGAUCAGUGCAAAAGGAAUUCAGCCCACCCAUGGAUCUCUGAAACCUCAGAAGGUCCAGUUUCAGUCCAGAAACUUCCACAACAUUUUGCGCUGGCAGCCAGGAAGUUCCCUCACCACCAAUGGCAGUGUCUACUUUGUGCAGUACAAAAUGUAUGGACAGAGAGAAUGGAAAAAUAAAACGGACUGCUGGGGGACCACAGCGCUCUUUUGUGACCUGACCAAUGAAACCUUAGAACUGUACGAGCCGUACUAUGGGAGGGUGAUGACAGCCUGGGCUGGGAGCUACUCUGCCUGGAGCAGGACACCCCGCUUCACCCCGUGGUGGGAAACAAAGCUAGACCCUCCAGUCGUAACUACAGUCCAAGUUAAUGCAUCAUUGCUGGUGCUUCUCCGUGCCCCAGAGCUGCCAUAUAGAAACCAAAAUGGAAAAAAUACAUCUAUGGAAAAUUACUAUGACUUAGUAUACAGAGUUUUCAUAACUGACAAUUCACUACAAAAGGAGCAAAAGGCCUAUGAAGGGACUCAGAAAACUGUUCAAAUUGAAAGUCUGACACCUCGUUCUGGUUACUGCAUAGUGGCUGAAAUAUAUCAGCCCAUGUUAGACAAAAAAAGCCCAAGAAGUGAGCAGAGAUGUGUGCAGAUUCCAUGA